Molecule: messenger RNA, 5141 nt
Organism: Fimicolochytrium jonesii
Lineage: Eukaryota; Fungi; Chytridiomycota; Chytridiomycetes; Spizellomycetales; Powellomycetaceae
Exons: 14
Coding region: 65-4960 (1631 amino acids)
Biological process (GO): barbed-end actin filament capping; actin filament severing; cytoskeleton organization
Molecular function (GO): actin filament binding; phosphatidylinositol-4,5-bisphosphate binding
Source: RefSeq, a predicted model, not a curated record
GGCAUUGCUGCUGUUCUUUUAGCAUAUAAUAUAUACACCACAUUGGCCUGCACCCAGUAGAUACAUGAGCCCCAAUAUGAACAGCUCCCCACGACCACUACGCAAUCCUACCAGAGCUCUCAAUGCCACCCCGGCAUCCAAGUGCAAGAAUAUCUUCUCAGGGGGCGUGGGAAAGUCGCUAUACACGAAUAUAAAUCUGGAUACCACUGCUACUGCGAAGCUCAAGUGCAAUGAUAUCUUCUUUGCCGUGCCGUGGGGUAUCGGGAACAUCGGCGUUUUUCCGGUCCGCCGACCGCCGUUCACGGACCCGAUUCGACUGGAAGUUAAUCCGCCUCUGAUUUUACCGCAUGGAAAACAGAUCCAAGAUUUUGAGUUCUCCUCCGUAGAUCCAACCAUCUUAGCCACAUGCACGCGUGCAGACGGUCUAGUCCGUAUCUGGAAGAUUCCCACGGACGUGUCGCAACAAGGUGUAGGUCGGGAGAUUGACGCGGCCGAUACGUAUCUGGCGGGACACGAGAAGAAGGUGGAGCUGUUGAAGUUUCAUCCGACCGUGGGGAAUAUCCUGGCAACGUGUUCUGCAGACUCGACGAUACGCUUGUGGGACUUGGUGCGGAUGCAGGAUAGGGUCUCGCUGGUUUGCCCCGCACAGUCCGCACAACAUAUAUCGUUCGACUUUUGCGGAGGAAUGGUGGCCGUAAUGGGGUCGGAUGCCAAUCUGUACCUGUACGAUUGUCGGGCGGGGCCAGAGCCUAUACAGACAGCGAUCACCGGGCACAACCCUUCGAAAUCAUGCAGGGUUUCAUGGCUGACCCCGGAUCCGCUCAUUGUCACAACCGGUUUCGAGAAAGGAAACGCGAGAACAGUCAACCUCUGGGACACAUCCAACCUGUCGAGCCCCAUACAGUCCUUGAAUGUAGACGGGACAGGUGUGGGGCACUUACAACCCUAUUGGGAUCCCGGGCUGCCGAUCCUCUAUUGCGGAUCCAAAGCCGAGGGGAUUCGAGCGUACGAACUCCUGCAUGGGACGUUGGCAUACAUCGGAGCGAUGAAGUUGGAGAAACAAGCGACAGCAGUGGAGUUGAUGCCAAAAUCGCUUUGUGAUGCGAGGAGAUGCGAGAUUGCGAGGUUCCUGAGCUUGAGUGUUGAGAACAGCAGCGUGGACAUGACAACAAUCCAUGUGCCCAGAGUGCAUGGCGAAGAAGCUUUCCAGGAAGACCUCUAUCCUCCUAUACCAAUGGCGCAUUCCGGACGGGAUGCCGACUUGUUCUUCAAUACGAGGGACACGAUCGAGCCUCUUAUGGUACAUGCGGUCUUGGAUACGGUUUCUGGCACCAAGAAAAGGGAAGAAUCCAACGAGCCAUUAGCGCAUCUCCUGCGGGAUUCAUUAGCCCCUCCCAGUGUCGAGGAGCUUCUCCAUCGACAUGGCGAUACCAUGCUGCGAAAGAGUACGACACUGAGACGGCCCAUGACGGUGUCCGCAAAUGGGUCAUCGCGGUCGGUUUCAAACGCUUCAAUCAAUUCAUUCACACAGUCUCGGGCUACAGAAACCAUUCCUGCGUCGCACGCGCCAAGUCCGGCGACGAGUCUAGAUGGGCGUCUCGAUAUCGAGCGGAAAACAUGGCUGACUGCAACUUGGGAGCCUCAUUAUUUGUCCUUGAAAAAGCUCCGGCUAUACUUUAGCAGUGACGCUGAUGCAGACACACCUCUGUAUUCCAUCUCCAUGUCAGCUAUAAAGCGUGUCGAGGGCUUCUCUAUCGGCAUUGAUCGCGGCGACGAAUCAGAUAAAGUGGGGAUUUUUCUCGAAACGACGGAGAAAACCCAUCGUUUGAGAGCUGGAUCAAAGUACGAGCGGGAUCGCUGGCUGGAUGCCCUAACGGAAGGAAUGCAGAGGGGUCUUUCGCUGGCUCAUCAAGGGCUUCGUGGGAGUACAUUGGACCUGCCCGUAUUGCCACGAGCUUCGUCAGCGAACCUGCUCUCGAGAACACCAAGCUUGGCGCCGCUCGAGCGGAAGCCAUCAUCGCAAUCCUUCAUCAUAGGCAACCGCUUAGGUGCUGCUCUUCUCGGUGAUCUAUUAUGUCUCACGGCAACAGAAAAUACCAAGCAGAUCUGGAACCCGAGACUCGUCAUGCUCGACGAAGACGGCCUUCUGCACCUCUUCGUCAACGACAUCAAGUCGUAUACCCAGGGCAAACCCCCCGUUCAAACAUGGAGUCUACACAAAGCCAUGGCGGUGCGACUCGUUGAUUUGAAGAGUACCACGAGCAUGCAUGAGACCAAUGGGUCAGAUACCUCGGGGAUGAAAGCGUUUCAGAUAACCACAUUGAAGCACAAUGUGUUUUUUGAAGCGCGCAAUCCAGUUGAGGCUGCUAAUUGGGUCACUCAGAUUCGCCGAGUUAUAAACGUGAAGAACUUCCUGCCAGCAGCGGAGUUGAUCGAAAGCGAUGUUUUGGAAGGGUUCGUCUCAAUCAAGGACAGCGACAACGGUCUCAAACUGCCUCCUGGCCGGUAUUGGCUGCAGGUCGUCGAUGGCAACUUCCUGUAUUCUGCGUUGCGGCUGAGCACUAGCCCAUUCAAAGUUGUCGAUAGUGGGAAGUUCGACGGUGUGCAAAUUGGUAGAGCGGAGAGCAAUCCGGACACUGCUGCUCAAGGGAAGUUUAUUCCCGCCAAGGAUCUGAAUCUGUUCACAUUAUCGUUCACAACAGACAUCAAAUGCGUCCAUGAGGUCGAAUCGCUAGUCGAAGCAAAUGUUUGGGCUCGCGAGCUUACAAAAGUUAGGAUGGUCGCCUACGACGUGCUGCAAGCAAUGGGAAUCUCCUCCGAGGAAACCUUCCAGGAUGAGAUGUUCCAAGCAGAAAUCGAUGAAAGCCGCGGGAACUGGAAAGCAGAGAUGGAAAGAAUCACAAUUCUGGACGAGAAGAGCAUUGAAAAAGGGGAGCAGAAGUUCCUCGCUGGAGUGUUUGGGAAGGUGCGGUUGACAAUCGGGUCCGUUCCUUGCACCUGGCAAAGUCUUCGUUCUGAUGGAGCUUUUGUUUUGGAUUUGGGAUCCGUGGUCUAUCAUUGGAAUGGCGUAAGUUCGUCUCGGGUAUGUCGGGCUCGGGCCAUGGAUCUUGCAUCUCGAAUUCGCAAAAUGCGGGCCAACCGGCCGAGAGUGCUCUUGGUAGACGACACAGAUCGGGACCUGUUGAAUACAUUCUUCAAAGCCUUGGGAUCUGAAAAGGCAACCGACGCGGUACGCACACAACAGCCCUUAUCCUCACCAUCGGAUCCUGUACUGGAUGCGAAUGUCAAAAUGUUCAUAUCGCGCCCGUCGCGAUUGCGAAAGAAUCGACUGAGGCUUGUGUACGAGGGAACUGCACCGUCCCGAAAACUGCUCGUGUCCGAUACCGUCUGCCUUGUCCUCAGCCGCCAUCAAGUUUUUGCUUGGAUUGGGAACUCCUGUCCGCGCGAAUCUUCCGAUCGUGCCCUUGCGAAUCUUGCUGCCAAACGAGGUGCCAUGAUGCUCCGAGAUGCCUUGGGAAGCCGCGAACAUCAGGUGUUUGUCAGAAGAGAGUUCGAAGGACGAGAAUCAGCAAUAUGGAAGGAGACAUUUGUGGACUACGAAGGCUCCCUUCCCAUCAGCAUGCGAAUCGAAACGGAGACGAAGGGCAACAUUGCUCCUCAGCUUGCGCAACCAAAGAUUGACCUUGAUACACUGCCCCGACGUGCGUCGCUGCCAGCUCACCUCCUAACCUGCCCGGAUGACGGCAAGUCCGGACGCCGGUCCGUCCACCGUGUCGAGGACUUCCUGUGCCACGACGUCCCCGCACACCUGGUGGGCCAAUUCUUUCAAGGGGAAAGCUAUAUCAUCCCAUACAUGUACAAACCGCCAAAUAGUGGUGUGGAGAAGUGCAUCAGUUACUUCUGGCAAGGUUCCACCAGUUCCGUCACCCAAAAAGGGACGAGCGCGUUGCUGACCAUCGAGUUGAGCAAGCAGACUGAUGGUGACGUUACUCAAAUUCGAGUAGUCGAAGGGAAAGAGCCACUGCACUUGUGUAAGCUGUUCUCCGACGGCAUCGUCGUCAGGAUUGGGCGUCAGCGGCGAGAUGGUGAAAUUCUGGGCUUACCGGUGGGAUUCGACAUCCGAGAAUGUUAUGAAGGCUGCUUCAAAGCCACUGAAGUGGCAAUGCAAGAUCUGCCAUUCAAUUCGAAUCACAUUACGCUCGUAAUAUUCGACAAGAUGGCUUACAUUUGGACCGGCGCUCACUCCGUUCUAGGAGAGCAGCAGUACGCGGCGACGGUUGCACGCAAGUUCCUGGCAGAAGAGUCAGCAGUUCACAUCGUCAGAGAGACGGAGAAGCUUCCGAAGGAAAUAGCAGGACUUUUCGAAAGUUACGGUGCAAAGCUUCCUUCAUUUCGAUCGACGAAAGCCCGGUAUCUUCCUCGGUUGUUCGCAUGCUCCGCCGGAAGUGGAGUCGUGCAGGUCGAAGAAGUCCCGAUGUUUGUGCAGGACGACCUGGAUGCCAAGAUGGUCAUGAUCCUAGAUGGUUUCUCAUCCAUCUAUGUAUGGUUCGGCAGCUCCUCAAGAUCCUCAGAAAAGAUUAUCGGGAUGCAAACCGCCAUUGAGUACGGCAGCAAGGCCUCGGAAGCACCGGCUCUGUUUGUUACUUAUGAACAUCAAGAACCGCAUGAAUUUUCCCGGGCAUUCCCGGGGUGGGCUCGCUCGAAGCGGAAGUCAUUGUACGCCGAGAACCAGGUCUUAUCGAGACCAUUGAAGGAAGUGCUCGAAGAGUAUACGCGGGAGACCUACCCGGUGGAGAUAUUAUUAGGGGAUAACGUGCCGCCCCAUCUGGACCCGACGAGAUUGGAGGCAUACAUGACUGAAGAAGACUUCGAAGCUCUGUUCAAGAUGACGAAGCAAGCUUAUUGGGAACUUCAGCCUUGGAAGCGGGUUGAAGUGAAGAAGGCACUUGGAGUUUUCUAAAGCACAUGGAGCACAUUAACCUAGGCUGUCCUAUAUUUGUACAGACCUUUGCGUACUAUGAACUGCUGAACUGCCACCUGCUGCCACUACUUUUUGGCGCUGUUAAAGCCCGUCAGAAUGCAAAUUGUCACGUGCGAAUUAAAGUAUGGCGACGGAAACUGAACAUUCUUGAGGCGACCUU